AUGACCAUUGAUGCCGCAGCUGGCGGAGCCCUAAUGGACAAGCCUUUCAAGGAGGCAUACGAGCGCACUCCUGUAGAGAAAUCUCAAUCCAAGGGAGGUAUGCAUGAAGUCAACAACCUUGACCAUAUGAACGCCAAAGUGGAUGUGCUGUUCCAUAAGUCGGAUAACCUGAAAAUCGCUCCACCAGCUACUGUUGCUGCCGUUACUCCCAAUUGUGAAAUAUGCGGAACCCCAGGACAUGUUGCUGUAGAGUCACCCCCCGGUUUCCAAGGACAAAGAGGAGCCCCUGUUGCUCCGAAAAAGUCUAACCUGGAGCUCAUGAUGGAAAACUUUGUUUUAACUCAAACUCAGCAAAACAAGGAGUUUAUGAAUCAAAACAUUCAUACGAAUGAAUUGAUUAAGCAGUUGGCGCACAAAGUUGACUCCAUGGCCACUCAUAAUAAAAUGCUUGAGACGCAGAUAUCCCAAGUGGCCCAACAACAAGCAGCAACAGCUGCCCCAGCCGGAACAUUUCCGAGCCAACCGCAACCAAAUCCUAAGGGACAUGUUAAUGCAGUAACACUACGUAGUGGAACAGAAUUAGACAACAGUCCUGCUACUGUGAGAGUUAGGAGCCGAGACGAAGGAAAGGCUAAAGACCCUGUGAGUGAGCCAGUUGACAUUGGAGAGACAUCUAAGUCUCAGGAGGCGAUUACUCAAAUGCCUUCGUAUGCCAAAUUCUUAAAGGAAAUUAUGACUAACAAAAGGAAGAUUGAUGAUAAUGAGACCGUAGCACUUACUGAGGAAAUUUUGCUCGAAGAAGACUCUAAAACCUCUAGAGAGCAUCAGAGGAGGCUAAACCCCAUUAUGAGCGAAGUGGUCAAAAAGGAAGUUAUGAAACUCCUUGAUGCUGGGAUCAUAUAUCCUAUAUCUGAUAGCAAGUGGGUAAGUCCAGUGCACGUAGUGCCAAAGAAAGGAGGGAUGACUGUAGUUCAAAAUGAGAAAGGUGAUUCAGUCGCCAAGCGGACAGCUACGGGAUGGAGGAUGUGCAUUGACUACAGAAAGUUGAACACAGCUACUAGAAAGGAUCACUUUCCUCUCCCGUUUAUUGAUCAAAUGCUCGAGCGUCUUGCAAGGCACUCGUAUUUAUGUUACCUUGAUGGCUAUUCGGGAUUCUUUCAAAUCCCCAUCCACCCGGAUGACCAAGAAAAGACCACAUUCACAUGUCCCUACGGAACAUUUGCUUAUCGGCGAAUGCCAUUCGGACUAUGCAAUGCACCCGCCACAUUCCAAAGAUGCGUGAUGGCAAUAUUCGCCGACUUCCUAGAAGAUAUUCUAGAAGUUUUCAUGGACGAUUUUUCUGUGUGUGGGUCUAGUUUUGAAGACUGUCUUGGUAAUCUUGAGAAAGUUCUGGAGAGGUGUGUGAAGGUUAAUCUAGUACUUAAUUGGGAAAAGUGCCACUUUAUGGUCAGGGAAGGCAUAGUACUUGGACAUGUGGUGUCCAAUAGAGGAAUUGAGGUUGACAAAGCAAAAAUAGAAGUUAUUGAGAAUUUACACCCUCCCAAGACUGUAAGAGAAGUUAGGAGUUUUCUUGGACACGCCGGUUUUUAUCGACGAUUCAUCAAAGACUUCUCAAAAAUUACCAAACCAUUGACUGGCCUUUUGAUGAAGGACGCUGAGUUCAUUUUUAAUGAACAAUGCCUUGAAUCCUUUCAACAGUUAAAACACGCAUUGAUCUCAGCCCCAAUAAUGCAACCUCCAGACCAGAGUCAACCUUUUGAGAUCAUGUGUGAUGCUAGUGACUACGCAGUAGGCGCUGUUUUAGGUCAGCGAAAAGAUAAGAAACUCCAUGUUAUCUACUAUGCGAGUAAGACCCUCGAUGAAGCUCAAAUAAACUAUGCCACAACUGAAAAGGAGCUUCUAGCCAUCGUCUUUGCAAUUGAUAAAUUUCGUUCCUAUCUAGUGGGAUCGAAGAUAAUCAUAUACACAGACCAUGCGGCUAUCAGGUACCUGCUUAGCAAAAAGGAUGCAAAGCCGAGGCUAAUUCGGUGGAUAUUGUUACUGCAAGAAUUUGACAUGGAGAUCCGCGAUAAAAAAGGGACGGAGAAUGUAGUCGCAGAUCACUUGUCAAGAAUUCAGGAUGGUCAGUUGGAGGAGGUACCCAUAAAUGAUUGUUUUCCCUACGAAAGAUUGGUCAAUACAGCUACCCCAUGGUACGCUGACAUCAUAAACUAUUUGGUUGCUGGAAUUCUACCUCCCGACAUGACCUAUCAGCAAAAGAAGAAAUUCUUCCACGAUCUUAAGCAAUACUACUGGGAUGAUCCCCUCUUAUUCAAAAGAGGAGUGGACGGUAUUUUCCGUCGAUGUAUCCCAGAUCGUCAAACAAAUGGGCAGGCAGAAAUCUCUAAUCGAGAAAUUAAGCAAAUCCUAGAGAAAACUGUCUCUGUCUCAAGAAAGGACUGGUCCUUGAAGCUGAACCAUGCAUUAUGGGCUUAUCGGACCACCUUUAAAACACCCAUUGGCACCACUCCUUUCAAGCUCGUUUAUGGAAAAUCGUGCCAUCUCCCGGUUGAGCUCGAGCAUAAGGCUUAUUGGGCUAUCAAAGCCCUAAACAUGAAUCAUAGCGAAGCUGGGGAAAAAAGGAUGCUGGAUCUUCAUGAGUUAGAGGAGUUGCGGCUCGAUGCGUAUGAAAAUGCCUUGAUCUAUAAAGAACGAACAAAGAAAUGGCAUGACAGACGCAUUAUAAGACGUGAAUUUAAUGAAGGUGAGGUAGUGUUGCUGUUUAAUUCUAGGCUAAGGCUAUUUCCUGGAAAGCUUCGCUCUCGAUGGAGUGGACCAUUUGAAGUCACUAAAGUAAAUCAAUCUGGUGCCAUUGAGGUCUGGAGCGAAUCCUGUUGUGUAAGAUAA
This is a messenger RNA of Medicago truncatula (barrel medic), 2886 nucleotides long. RefSeq lists its product as uncharacterized. Bases 1 to 2886 code for a protein of 961 amino acids. Gene Ontology annotation, molecular function: nucleic acid binding. The record is from RefSeq and is a predicted model, not a curated record. Lineage: Eukaryota; Viridiplantae; Streptophyta; Magnoliopsida; Fabales; Fabaceae. The transcript is spliced from 7 exons.